GUAGGUAUAAAUCAUUCUCAUUCAAGUGCACACAUUGUGAAAGCUUUUCAGCAAUUCAGAGCCAACUACAAUUCUGCUCAACAAGCAAUUUUUCCAUAUAUUUCAUUCAACAAGCCUCGUAUCAUACCCAGUCUUUAAUUACCGAUCCGGCUCUAAUUCAUUAUUUGUACUGCGGAAGCUAUGUCGUGGAAAGAGCUGCAGCCAGGAGUGUUCAGAAGACCUGCAGGCGAGAACGAGAUCAUGAUCAAGACCAUUGGAGACUUUGGUAAACCCUAUGGGCGUCAGCACUGGGCUAUCACGGUGACUGCCAAACUCGCCAUGGUCGGCCUCGCGUCUUCCUCGGCAAGCGAGGCGGCGGUUCGUCGGGCUUGGAUGUCAUGUAGGAUCAUGCACCCGGGCAUCGCGAGCGUCUUCCUGAAUGGCGACACCCUCCAAUACGUCGUGCCUGACGAACACUCAAUGCAGCAGUGGGCCGAUGAAUCCUUUUUUUGCGUCGUCAGCGCUUUGCCAGCAGAAUCCGAUGUGAAGGAAGAGGGGCAGCUGGACACUCUCCUGCAGCAGCUUGAUCCUACGGGCAUCGCGGUUGAUUCGAUUGGUUCUGCGACACUGCAUUAUCUCAAGCAGACAGGUCAUGUCGUACUGCGGAUGGCGCACUGGCGAACAGAUGGUCACGGUGCCGUUCAAAUUCUGAACGACCUCGUGUCACUGAUUGCUGCCGAGAUGGCGCCCGAGGCUAAGCAGCGCGCAGUCCAGUGGGGCCAUGAGACAAGUCGUCUUCCCCCGAGCGUGGAGGUGGCUCUGCUGAACCCACCUUCGCCUCCUCCGGCCCCACUUGCCAACGAGGCCCGCAGAUGCCUGGAAACCACCCUCUUGGCGAAAGACGCGAUGUGUCUCCACUUUCGCGGCGAUCCGUCCACGCCGCCGGGCGGGACUCGUUGUGUUGGCCGUCGACUGUCUCGCACCGUGACGGAUACCAUUGUGCAGGCAUGUGCAAGGGCUGGCGUGUGUGUCACGGCGGCUGUCCAUGCAGCCAUUGCUUGCACUGCCGCCCAAAACCGUUGCGAUGGAGACGAAGGGCUAUUCGUCAGUACAAUCAGAGCCAGUCUGCGGCCGGCAGUGUCAGCAAGUCUUGCAGACCUCCCAGUUCAAGCGGCGGGCUUGUAUACAGCCGGAUGGCUCGUCGGUGUGUCGGCAUCUGCAUCAUGGGCAGAGCAUGUGGUCUUCUUCCAACAGCAGUAUGGUGGCCGCCUCACUCAGGACUUCCUCCUUUCCCGCCGAGAAUAUGCCACCCAGAUGCUGGGUCGCAUGCGACCUGCCCAUGCUCAGGAUGACGCUCGGUCUCCUCGUCAGCCACAUGCAAUGGCUCCUGCGGUUCCAGAUCAUUCCACCCGUGCAACGCUCAGGCUACUCACACACAGGGGCACACUGGCCUGCUCAUCGAAGGCAUUUCACUUGGCGUUGAGACUGUGACACGACACAUCUACUGCUUUCUAUGGUUGUUCAAGGGUGAGCUGAAUCUCAACAUGGUUUACAAUGAAGCCUACUACGACCAAGCCGUGGUCAGUGGGCUGGCAUCGGGUAUUGUGGAAAAUUUACUCUCUGGACUAGAGUUGGGCAAUUGAUGUGUGUACUGAGCCACUGCAGCCCCCAUGCUCACUGCUUCUCGCUUUUCCUGGGCCAAGAUCAGAAAAUAAUACGGUGUCCCCAACUCGCUGCCCAAUUCUCAAUUCCUACCCUAGGGUAGGUUUAUUCAGAUCCACAUUUUUUUUUAGGUCGAAUCUUAGGUGAAAGAAGAGUAGUGCCCGUCAUUAUCUUAACCCGCAGCCGGAUCCGAUGCCAACAGUUAUGCAGUGACACAUCUUUAUUAGCUCCGAGUCAAUCAAAUUGACGCUGUCAAGCUCGUUUCACACACAAUUGUUC
Messenger RNA from Diaporthe batatas, 1920 nucleotides. RefSeq lists its product as uncharacterized. Lineage: Eukaryota; Fungi; Ascomycota; Sordariomycetes; Diaporthales; Diaporthaceae. The transcript has 2 exons. The record is from RefSeq and is a predicted model, not a curated record. Bases 181 to 1470 code for a protein of 429 amino acids.